GUGCGGGGAACAGGGAUGGCCUGAUGGAGCCCGAAACCCCUCGUGAGGUGCCUUCCUCGUUCUGUUUGCCGGUGGACGUGUAUUCACGUCGGGUUCACGAUACAGGAAUGCGUUGAGAGCGUUACGGAGCCGGCGGGUUGUAUCACCCGUUUCUCACGCUCGGUGGAGAGACUUGUUUACCGACCUUUGUGUGGCCGGGAGGGACGGGCCCUGAGAACCCAGAAGGACCCCACCUGGGGUUGCCCAGCCGUUUUACAAAGAGCAUUUUCACUGCAUAAAGCACGUUCAGUAGAGGAUAUGGAAAAUACUUUGCAGCUGGUGAGAAACAUUAUACCUCCUCUAACUACCAAGAAGCACAAAGGCCAAGAUGGAAGAAUAGGCGUAGUCGGAGGCUGCCAAGAGUAUACUGGAGCACCUUACUUCGCAGCAAUCUCAGCUCUCAAAGUGGGCGCAGACUUAUCCCACGUGUUCUGCACCCGGGAGGCCGCACCUGUGAUCAAGUCGUACAGCCCGGAGCUGAUCGUUCACCCAGUUCUCGACAGCCCCAGUGCUGUUCACGAUGUGGAGGAGUGGCUGCCCCGGCUGCAUGCCCUGGUCGUGGGACCUGGCCUCGGUCGAGACAAUAUUCUUCUUGAAAACGUUAAGGGCAUUUUAGAAGCAUCCAAGGCCAGGGACAUCCCUGUCAUCAUUGAUGCAGAUGGGCUGUGGCUGAUAGCUCAGCACCCAGCCCUCAUCCAGAGCUACCAGAAGGCUGUUCUCACUCCCAACCAUGUGGAAUUCAACAGACUCUCUGAAGCUGUGCUGAGCCACCCGGUCGAUGGUAGUGAUCAUCAUGAAGCUGUACGGAGGCUCAGUCAGGCCCUGGGGAAUGUGACUGUGGUACAGAAGGGGGAGCGGGAUGUGAUCUCUGACGGCAAACAGGUACUCGAGUGCACCCAGGAGGGCAGCAGCCGCAGGUGUGGCGGCCAGGGAGAUCUGCUGUCAGGCACUCUGGGCGUCCUGGUGCACUGGGCACUGCACGCUGCUCCUGAAAAGACUAAUGGGUCCAGCCCUCUCCUCCUGGCCGCCUUGGGUGCAUGCUCACUCACGAGGCAGUGCAGCCUCCAGGCCUUCCAGAAGCACGGACGUUCCACCACCACCACCGACAUGAUUGCUGAAAUUGGGCCUGCAUUCAGCAAACUCUUUGAAACCUGAGCCACAACAGCAAAAAGCAAGCGUGCUGAUGGGGGAGGCUGCCUUUGUCCUGGGAAUCCACGUCAGGUAUUGAUUUUGGGCUACAUGCAUAGUUGAUUUAGUGUCACUGUAACACCUCCAAGUGUUCCUGAAUUUUUCUUAGCUGCUCAGUAGUAAGGGACAGAUGAGCUGUGCACAGGGCCAGCAGCUGAGCUUUGUGCACUUGCUGCAAGACCAUGGACCUGCUCCUGGUCUGGGCUCCUUCCUCCUCACUGCCCAUGUUUCCUGUGUGCGCGCAUGCGUGCACAAGAAAUUCCCCGUGUCAGAUGCUACUCACAAGACUCCCACUGGUCCUGUUAAGGUAUCUACAGGAUGAGGAGUUGUGCUCUUUAAAUUGAGGUCCACCAAGCGGCAUCGCACGUGUGGUCUUCGGCGUGUUUGCUUUUUAAACACGCAUUUGGUUGGAAUUGUCUGGGCAGAAAUAGUAAGCAUGAGUGGUUAAGGUUAAUUGGUUGAAGUAUUAUCAGUGACCAGCUUUCAGAGGAAACACUCCUCCUACGUGUGUGUGCAGUGAUGGCGGUGGGCAGCAUGCCCUUGGAGUCGUGGAGCCCUCGUCUGUGAUGUGACCCAUUCACAGGCUCUCAGGAGGAACAGACGAAGUUGGACAUUUGGGAGCACCCAGGAGGCCCUAAGUGCAGGGACUGACUGCUAUCAUUAAAAGUGGGUGUUGUCAGGAAGAGAUUCCAUUAGAGGUGCCCUGUUAGCCUCUGGCUGGCGCUCUAGGUGGAUGGUUUUCUCUGUGGCCUGAGAGCUGCUUCUCUGGUGUCUUUCUCUGUGGGGUUGGUUUCCGUGCCUGUGAAUACUUCCCGUAGGUUUCAGGGUCUUUCUACAAAGACAGGAGCUGUGUGGAUCCUUUACACGUCUGUUUGCCCAGACAGUCAUCGUUGGCUGAGGUUCUGAUUGAGACCCUUCCCCCCAAACGGAUCUUAAUGUUUCCCACUCUUGUUUCACAUGUAAUUUGAGAAGUGUCACUGUUUUUCCCUUUGGGGAAUUACAUCUAAAUCCUGGUAACUAUUAAAAAGCAUAUCUGGUUUA
This is a messenger RNA of Canis lupus familiaris (dog), 2268 nucleotides long. It is a transcript of the gene NAXD, whose product is annotated as NAD(P)HX dehydratase. Gene Ontology annotation, biological process: metabolite repair. NCBI's taxonomy places the organism in Eukaryota, Metazoa, Chordata, Mammalia, Carnivora, Canidae. The transcript has 10 exons. The coding region runs from base 298 to 1194 and encodes 298 amino acids. The record is from RefSeq and is a predicted model, not a curated record. Gene Ontology annotation, molecular function: ATP-dependent NAD(P)H-hydrate dehydratase activity.